UGGGGAACUUAAAGAAUGAUGGAAGUCUGUAAGUUUCAGACAGAUAUGUACACAGAAGGUAUGGCAGAUUUGAAAGAAAUGAUCCUCGUUUUGCCUCUGUGUCCACCUGAUCAGAAAGAGGCCAAGAUUGCCCAGAUCAAAGAGAAAGUAACAGAUCGUUAUCUCCCCGUGUUUGAAAAAGUGUUAAAGAGCCACGGACAAGACUACCUUGUUGGCAACAGGCUGAGCAGGGCUGACAUUCACCUGGUUGAACUUCUGUACUAUGUGGAAGAGCUUGACCCCAGCCUUAUGGCCAACUUCCCUCUGCUGAAGGCCCUGAAGACCAGAAUCAGCAAUCUCCCUCCCGUGAAGAAGUUUCUGCAGCCUGGCAGCCAGAGGAAGCCUCCUAUCAGUGAGGAAGAUUUAGAAAAAGCAAGGAAGAUUUUCAGGAUUAAAUGAAGCGGGCAUGGAUGGCCAGCACUUGCAUCUGGGGCUUCCAACAAUGAUGUGCGUUACCUGAUGUAAGAUGCUGAUGAUUGUGAGGCUAGUAAAGUUUUCAAAAGUAUAUAAUUUCAUCUACUAUGAAGAUUUGCAAAGCAAUUUAUUUUGUUUUUACCAAAUAUCAAAUCAUGAUCAGCCCCUAGGACAUCUCUUGGACUUAAAAAUAAAUAAAGGGAGAAAAAAAUUUAAUGGA
Molecule: messenger RNA, 673 nt
Organism: Herpailurus yagouaroundi (jaguarundi)
Lineage: Eukaryota; Metazoa; Chordata; Mammalia; Carnivora; Felidae
Product: glutathione S-transferase A2-like
Exons: 5
Coding region: 16-438 (140 amino acids)
Biological process (GO): xenobiotic metabolic process; glutathione metabolic process
Cellular component (GO): extracellular exosome; cytosol
Molecular function (GO): glutathione transferase activity
Source: RefSeq, a predicted model, not a curated record